CGAGAAGAAUAUAUCUUUAUAGAGGUCUCAGCCACUACUCCUGCAUUCGCGUUCGGACGAUAUUACAGAAUAAGAAGUCUGCUUUGGAUUUUAUGAGGAUUUGGACGGAGGUCAAGGAGAUAUAGGUUGAUCUGUUUGUUUUUCGGAUUCGGCAGCUGGCUUGAUUGCCGCUAGCUCUUGCAAUUUACUCCCCCAUCGCCAAUUUCCGUUUCACGAAUACUCCCGUCACCUCUCUCUCUCUCUUUUUGCUUAGAUUCACAAAACAUAUCGGCAAUUGAUAUAUCAAAGAUUCAAUGGCGUCAGCAUUCCGGAAAGCGUACCAACACGCACAGGCGAACCAAGGUACACUAAAGUACGCAGGACGAACGAUCGCGAUCGCUUUGACAUGGGUGCCAGUCGUGGCCUACGUUGCGAAUCAUGUGGUGUGGAUCGGAGUAAUUGAUGGGUCUUCCAUGACACCUACGUUGAAUCCGGAGUCGAACGGGCUGAGAAGAGAUAUUGCAUUGCUAUGGAAGCUGGGGUUGAAAGAGUACAAGUCAUUUCAUCGCGGCGAUGUUGUCGUACUAAGAAAUCCACGAGAUCCAGAGACAUCGGUCGUGAAGCGGAUCGUUGCGCUCGAGGGCGAAGAAGUUCGGACACGGUUCCCGUAUCCUGAAUCUACAUGUCGCGUACCACAGCACCAUUUCUGGGUAGAAGGCGAUAACAUCCAUUCUGUCGACAGCAACACCUACGGACCGGUAACCUGCGGUCUCAUCACAGCACGCGUCACACGCGUCCUGUUCCCGUUCGGAAGAGCAGGCCUAGUGCCAAGGACAGGCGGUCGCGAUCCUCGAGAAGUACUCGUCAAGAGCGAAUUACCGUUCAGCACUCCCCCGCCAUGGCUGAAAGGCGGGAAGAAGACGGAAAAGGAGUAGCUGUGCUGGAUGGUGUAGAGAGGUGCGCUGGUGUAGGAUGCGUGGAUUGGCUUUGAUAAGCUAGAUGUACAUAGUAGAUUAGCAUUAUAUACAGAUUCUUGAUUGAUCGCUGAUAUUGUCCAGAUUAUCAGACACUAGUGAUGAUUAGGCUGACACAGUAAUUGCACUGCCAUAUA
Messenger RNA from Myxozyma melibiosi, 1090 nucleotides. RefSeq names its product catalytic subunit of the mitochondrial inner membrane peptidase complex. Gene Ontology annotation, molecular function: serine-type endopeptidase activity. The transcript has 4 exons. Lineage: Eukaryota; Fungi; Ascomycota; Lipomycetes; Lipomycetales; Lipomycetaceae. Gene Ontology annotation, cellular component: mitochondrial inner membrane peptidase complex; membrane. The coding region runs from base 294 to 914 and encodes 206 amino acids. The record is from RefSeq and is a predicted model, not a curated record.